Messenger RNA from Strongyloides ratti, 765 nucleotides. RefSeq lists its product as hypothetical. Bases 1 to 765 code for a protein of 254 amino acids. The transcript is spliced from 3 exons. Lineage: Eukaryota; Metazoa; Nematoda; Chromadorea; Rhabditida; Strongyloididae. The record is from RefSeq and is a predicted model, not a curated record.
AUGUAUACAUUUUAUUCAAUAGUUUUUCUAACAUUAGGAAUUAUAGGAUUCCUUAUAUCAUUAUUUAUUUUAUUUAUUCAUUUAAAUAGUAAUCAACUAUUACAAGAUUAUGUUGUUGUUGUUCCAAGACUUGUUGUUGAUGUUCUAAUUCAUGGAAUAUUUAUAACUUCUGGUAUACUUAUAACUACUAAUUUUAUUUGUAUAUCUUUUAUAACAUUAUUAUCAGUUAUAGUAUUACAAAUAUGUUUUUCAUUAAAUAAUAAUAUUUAUAUAUUAUUAGCAGUUCAGUAUCCUGUUAAACUUAUAGAAUUACCUCUAAGAAAAAGAUAUUUACUUAUGUUUAUAUGGUUAAUUUUAAGUCUUAUCGUAAUAAUACCAUUUGUUAUUAUAAAAAAUGUCACUAUAUGUGAUUUAAAAGAUUCAUAUAGAAUUAUAUAUAUUAUUAUUGGUGUUAUUUCCAUCAUUUCAAAUAUUUUAAUUAUUACAUCAAUUUUUUGUGUUAAAAAUUCAAAAACAAAAAGAGAAUUAGCAAAUGAAGCUAAAAUAAGUAUUUUAGCUACGUUACUCCCAUCUAUAGGAUGUAUUGCUGCAUCAUGGUAUGACAUAUCAGAAGAAGCCAAAGAUAUGGUUUAUGUUUUAUGUUAUUGUUUAAUUGGUCUUUAUAUAGUAAGCAAUAAUGUUUUCAUUUUAUUAAAUGAUGAUGUACAGAAAGCAAUUAAAGGAAUCUCACGACGUAUAAGGCCAAUUCAUUUUAAUAACAUAUAA